AUGAUGAAUCCUUAUAUCAGCUGGGCUCUCCUGCUUGUAGUGGCAGGUGGCCUUGGAUGGUACUACAACGGCCCCUCUCCUAAGGUCAAGGCCCCGAUCAAGGCAAUCACAGAGAAAGUCGAGAGUGUUCCGGCUGUGAAGAAACAGAAGCGGAAGACGAAGAAGUCCUCGGAAGCCUCCCCCGCACCCAGCAAAUCCGUUGAGGAGCAGCCUGCAGCUCAGACUACGAGCUCGCAGGUUGAGGAGCAGGAUGAGGAGAUCGACCGAAAGGAGUUGGCCAAGCGCUUCAACGCGGUGAAGAAUGGUAUCCCGGCUCAAACCAGUGCUCCUACCAGCAAGUCUGCCAAGAAGAAGAAGAGCAAGGGCGCCCUUCCCCAGCUCGAAAACGACGAGCGCUCGGCUUCUCGUGUCUCCACCCGCACUUCGUCUACCACUGGUGCUGAUGCCGACGACGACCUGUCUCCCGCUGGUUCCCCCGUUGUGAACGCCACUGUUCCUUCCGCUGGUUACAUCUCCGACAUGCUCGAGGCUCCGGCCCCUGGUGCUUCCGUUCUCCGCGUUACCGGCGCCGCACCGGCUGAGGCUCAGAAGAAGAAGGCCCAGUCUUUCAAGCAGGUCGAGACCAAGAAGCAGCGCCAACAGCGACUAAAGAACGAGGCCCGUAAGCAGCAAGUCCAGGAGGCUGAGGAGCAGAGACGCAAGUUGCUCGAGAAGCAGCUCCACACGGCCCGCGAAGCUGAGCGUCGCGAGGCGGCCAAGUUGACUCCUACUGCACCCCAGACCAACGCCUGGCAGACCAAGGCUGCUCCCAGCGCCACCGACGGUACUUCUCAGCCCGCCGUGGCCCCCAAGGUCGAGCUCUUGGACACGUUCGAGCCAGUUGCCGCCACUUCCAAGCCUGUCAAGGAAUGGGAUCAGGGUCUUCCCUCCGAGGAGGAGCAGAUGCGCCUUCUGGGUGCGGAGAACGGUCAGGACCAGUGGACCACCGUCUCCAGCAAGAAGAUCAAGAAGAAGAGCGGAAAGACGGACGAGAGCGAAGUCAGUGCUUCUGAGAGCCAGCCCACACCUGCUGCUCCUUCUCCCGCCCCCGUUGAGCCCAAGGUAAAGGUGACUCCCACCUAUCUCCCCGACAUCCUCCGCUCCAACCAGAAGGGACACCCUCUCGACUCCGACUGGGCUGCCUAA
Aspergillus fijiensis CBS 313.89 is the source of this 1185-nucleotide messenger RNA. RefSeq lists its product as uncharacterized. Lineage: Eukaryota; Fungi; Ascomycota; Eurotiomycetes; Eurotiales; Aspergillaceae. The transcript has a single exon. The record is from RefSeq and is a predicted model, not a curated record. The coding region runs from base 1 to 1185 and encodes 394 amino acids.